Messenger RNA from Orbicella faveolata, 1753 nucleotides. RefSeq names its product QRFP-like peptide receptor. Gene Ontology annotation, biological process: G protein-coupled receptor signaling pathway. The record is from RefSeq and is a predicted model, not a curated record. Gene Ontology annotation, molecular function: G protein-coupled receptor activity. Lineage: Eukaryota; Metazoa; Cnidaria; Anthozoa; Scleractinia; Merulinidae. Gene Ontology annotation, cellular component: membrane.
AUAUAAAAUUCGCCCACGUUCGUUGCUCAUUGUAAUGUAUUUAAUAUCCGAUGUGAGUUAACAAAAAGGUUUUGUGCGAUUUCUCGCAAUUUACAGUGAUAAACUCCCGAGGUAGCCACGUCGUGAAAAUUUAUAAGUUAUCAGAAGCUAAGCCAGCUGACAAAAGCCGAAGGAAGCAGCUUUAACAUUGGAAACAAGCGCGGAAUAGUGUCAAGAAUUUUCAAGAAAAAACAAUAUCUCAAUAAGGACCUGCCAACCCUUGGCCUAAAAGAAGCUAUGUUACACACUGAGUACAUUGGUCUUAGCGUAGCUUUCUCAAUCAUGGUCCUAAUGGACCUCUUUGGCAACACAAUGGUGGUCCUGGUGGUCCUUUUAAACAAGUCUAUGAGAACACCCAUGAACCGACUCAUGCUAAACUUGGCCCUUGCUGACAUGGUAGUGGCCCUUUUUGUUGCGAUACAGUUCGUAAUUGGACCCGAGUAUCAGCACCCUUCAGGCACCACCGGCUCCUUCCUGUGUAAGUUCAUUACUGGAGGGUGCAUGAUGUGGACAGCGGCUAUGGUCUCCAUAUGUAAUCUAGUUGUUAUUUCCGUAGAAAGAUACCAGGCAGUGGUGCGGCCGCUAUCCAAUCGCUCGAAACUCACUAACUCAAAGCUGAAAUUCAUCAUCCCAAGUUGCUGGGUAGCAGGCUUCCUGUGGAAUGUUCCUCUUUUAGUGGCCGUGACUUACAGGGAGGAUCUAGAAACCUGUGGCGAAAAGUGGCCUGACAAAUUAUCGCCAAUAGCUUACAGCUUAGGCUGGGCUGUAGUGGCAGGAGUGAUUCCUAUCUCUAUCAUGAGCUAUCUUUACUCAAGAGUGGUUCACAAGCUGUGGUCGGAUAGAACGCCUGCAGUGACUUCUACCUCAGCCAAGAUGGCCAUUUUGUCAAGAAGAAAAGCAACAGUCGCAGUCAUUGCCGUCAGUUUAAUCUACGCCAUUUGUUGGGUACCAGUGCUAAUGAUGUACUACGCGGCCGCGGCACUGCCAAAUCAUAUGGUAUACAGUCCCACGCAUAAAAUCACUGUCGUAUUAGCCAUGUUCAAUUCCAGUAUCAAUCCAGUGGUUUACAGCUUCACAAGCGCACGUUUUCGACAGCAUCUGAUAAGGCUCUUAAAAUGCAACUGCUCUACGAGGUGAAGCAAUUAGGGUAUUGCCUUUAAGGCAGUCACAGCGGGGAAACGAAGCCCCAGAGAACAGAAGCACAGAGAUAUGGGUCGUCAAGGUAACAUCAUCAAGGAGAAUACUCUCAGCAGAGACAGAACGUAGGAGCGGCGGAAUAUGUUAGCCUAUAAGGGAGAAGUGAAUCGUACUCUUUUACGUUGCACCUUCCCAUUCAAAGAAAGCCGUUAUGCUGGGAAACUCGUGGCUUUUUCGUCUAGAUCACGACUACUCUGAAACUAUCAGCUGGAUUUUAACUAAAAAGUACAGUUCAAGCCUGUUAAAAAUGUUAGUAUGCAUUGACUUUUUUAAAAAGAUUCGGCAAACUGAUUUUCAUGUUUAAUACACUUCGAUUAUAUUUUAUCGCUUUUAGCUCAUUUUUUUCUUUUGUGAUUUUUAAAUUAGCUUGAUGUAAAUACCUCUUCUUUUUUUUUAAAGCUUUUAUAAUGUUGUACAUUACUUAAUUUAAAUCGUGGAGCACCUGGAAACUAGCGAACAGCUAAGCGUGUACUUGUCCACGUUAAAUAAAGUAUGUCUAUGUCUAUGUCUAUGUCUA